AUUGAAAUUGCAUAUUUUCGUUACAUUUAGUAUAUUUUUAAUCUAAUAACUAUUUAAUUGAUGUAUCUGAAAUUGAAAAAAAAACACAAAAUAUGAAUGUAAAAGGUCAAAAGUUCAUUUUUCAAUCGUACAAUUCUAUUGUGAUAGAAAACGGCGACAACAAUAAUUAUUAAAAAAUGAUAAUUAAUGGUAAUAAAAUUUUUUUCAUUCUUAUUUGAAGGUGACAAAAUAGUAGUCAAGAUUUAAAGCUCACAAUAUUAAAACAUGUUUUAACAUAGAAUGAAACUUUCUAUUUUUUAAAUAUGAUUAUUCCAAAUUGCGUGUAAUUUAAAAUUACUCAUAUUUCAUAUAGUUUCUCCAUAAUUUUUAAAACGAUAUGAAUUUCUCUUCGUUCACAACCUGCGGUUUGCUACAAUUUUUUGUUCUAAACUAUCUAAUUUCUCCAUUAGUAUUUGGAGAAGUAACAAAACAAAUACAAUGUUACGAUAAAGAUUUACAGAAUAAUAAAUAUUUAAACAAUUUAAGUGAAAGUAAUUAUUUAAUAUUAAAUGAAUCAAAUUUUACGCAAAGUGUCUAUAGUGAAAAAAAUGAAACUAAUGAAAAGUCUCCUUGGUUUUUAAAUAUACCACUAUUGCCAGUAAUAGUUGCAACUUCGAAUUCAAUUCCUGAAGGUUCUUGUAAAACACAACUACUAUUGUAUCUUAAUCAUUUAAAAAAUGGAACUUUAUGGGCAACUGAAAUGUUUGAUUCGUCAGCUAAAUAUCCUUAUGGCUUAUUUGGUGGUUUAACACGACAUUUGGGAAGUUUUGAUCAGUGUGAUCGAAUACAGACAAAAAUAAUGAAUAAGAAUGAUGGAGAAAUUGAGGAAAUACGUGGCAGAUAUUGUUUGGUUGAUGUAAAAUUUAAAGAAGAAAAUGAACCAACAAAUUCUAUUGGAGAGCACAAGAUAUUUUUUGAUCCACAAGUUUCUGCCUGGGAAGCAAUCAGAGAAAAAGGCGAUUUUCGACGUUACAUAAGAUACUUUUUGCAAAUGGCAUUAUGUUUUCCUGCAAAAUGCAAAACAGAGGAUAUUGUGGCAGCACUAAAAGAACCCCUAGAUGAAUUUGGUAAAAAAUACAAUAUUCAAGUCACAGCAUCAAUUUUACCACUACAUUGUUCUUCUACUACUUCAAAGGGAGCCGCUUUUUCUAAUUACGAGACAAUUUUCUGUUUAACAUUCUUUUUAAUAUUUACUGUCAUCAUAAUAAGUACAAUAAUGGAUAUUAAUUCUGACAAAAAGGGAGCAAUUUCUUUACCAAAAGAAUUAUUAAACUGCUUUUCUGCUCGUGAAAACUGGAAUAAAAUUUUUAAUAUAACUUAUGCACAUCCUGCAUUUGAGUGCAUAUAUUUUAUUCGAGUAUUAAUGGCAGGUCUUACAGUUAUUGCUCACAGACAAUUGCAAUAUAUGUAUGCAGGAAAUAUAAGUGGACGAUAUUUGGAAUGGGUUUUAUCUAAUCCCACUUUUGGAUUAGCUCACAAUUUUUCCGUUAUUGUAGAUGCAUUCUUCGGUGUGGGAGGACUUUUACUUUCUUAUUCAUUAUUGGAAAUACUGAAUAAAUCACAAAAAUUAGAUUACAUGCGUUUGAUUUUAAAUCGAUUAAUGAGAAUACUACCACUUUAUAUGUUCGUAACAUUUGGAUAUGCAACAAUUUUUCAUCGAAUUGGUUCUGGACCAUUUUGGGAAUCUCGUGUUGGAUUUAAUCGAGAUUCUUGUUCUUCAAAUUGGUGGACAAAUUUGUUUCUCAUCAAUAAUUAUUUUGGUGGUAACAACAAGUGCGUGGCUCAGUCGUGGUAUUUAGCUGUUGAUUUUCAAUGUUAUUUAUUUGGAUUAAUAUUAAUUACUGCAUUUAACAAAAUGUCUCGUAAAAUUGGUUACAUAUUUUUAUGUUGCAUCUUAAUUAUUUCUACUGCAUUAACUUUUUAUUUUACUUAUAAAAACAAUGCAGAUCCCGUAUUUACCUCCUAUGUAAGAACGAGAAGAAUAGAAGAAAUUGAUUAUUUUCUUAAUUAUUAUCUUAAGACUCAUUUGCGUUUGGCUGCCUAUGUUACUGGAUUAAUUUGUGGAGCUUUUAUGUUUGAUUGUAAAAACGCUGAAUGGCGUCUCUCAAAGGUUUGGUCGCAAAUUUUUUAUCUUACUGCGAUUUUAUUAGCUUAUACUACAAUGUGGAGUGGAACCUUAUUUAUGAAUCCAAAUUUGAAAAUCACUGCUUUAUCAAAAGCUCUUUACGCAAGUCUUCAUAGACCAAUUUUCGCAUUCAGUAUUUGUGCUAUGCCUCUUCUAUUUACAAUUGGACACGGUUUGGAUUUUUAUAAAAAAAUAAUAAAUGCAAGAUGGUUGCAACCAAUAUCAAGAAUUUCUUAUGCAAUUUUUCUUACUCAUGGCGUGUUAAUUCUUUAUGAACUUGGUACUAUAAAAACACCAAUUACAUUUUCCUUUUACAAUGGAUUUAGAUAUACUGUAGGGGAUUUUAUUUUCACUAUGCUCUUGGGAUUAUUCUUUGCUAUUCUAAUUGAAUUUCCAUUUAGAAACGUUGGAUACAUAAUUUUGAAAAAGCAGACAAUUGUUAUAGAACAAAAACAAUCAUCAAAUAUCAAAAGAAAGGCGGAUUAAUCAUUAACAGUUCCUAAUCAAAUAAUUCAGAAUAUUACAAUUAAUAUAAUGUUAAUCAUUCCGACGACCCUGUAAGGAUAUUAAAGAGUAUUUAAAUUA
This is a messenger RNA of Leptopilina boulardi, 2749 nucleotides long. Its product is annotated as O-acyltransferase like protein-like. The coding region runs from base 377 to 2650 and encodes 757 amino acids. Gene Ontology annotation, molecular function: acyltransferase activity, transferring groups other than amino-acyl groups. NCBI's taxonomy places the organism in Eukaryota, Metazoa, Arthropoda, Insecta, Hymenoptera, Figitidae. The transcript is spliced from 12 exons. The record is from RefSeq and is a predicted model, not a curated record.